Messenger RNA from Helianthus annuus (common sunflower), 1845 nucleotides. RefSeq lists its product as uncharacterized. The transcript has 4 exons. The record is from RefSeq and is a predicted model, not a curated record. Bases 1 to 1845 code for a protein of 614 amino acids. NCBI's taxonomy places the organism in Eukaryota, Viridiplantae, Streptophyta, Magnoliopsida, Asterales, Asteraceae.
AUGACAGAUACUGAUCCUAAUGCUAGUACAUCUCAGACUUUGAUAAGUAAGUUAGAUGUUGGAGAUCCAUUAUAUCUUCAUCCUAGUGACUCGAGUGCUUUGACUAUUGUUAGUGUUAAGUUGAAGCUUGAUAUAAAUAAUGCCUUCCUGUAUGGGUCAUUAUCUGAAGAAGUAUAUAUGUCUUUACCACAAGGAUUCGUUGAUUCAGAUUGGGCAAAGUGUACUAUGACUAGAAAGUCCGUUACUGGGUUUGGAGUGUUUCUUGGAGAUACUCUUAUAUCAUGGAAAAGCAAGAAACAAGGAGUUGUUUCUAGGUCUACGGCUGAGGCUGAGUACAGGGCAAUGUGCUCAGCCACAUGUGAGGAUGCUAUCUGGUUGGACUCCCUCCCACAGGGAGCAAUCACCACCUGGAAUGAUCUCCAAUCUAAAUUCUUACAGAAAUACUUCCCACCUUCGAAAACCGCUCGUCUUAGAAAUCUCACAUGUGCAUUCACUGAGCAGCCAGGGGAGUCUUUCUACGAAACUUGGGAUAGGUUUAAGGCGCUGCUAAACAAGUGCCCACACCAUGGGCUUGAGGAGUGGAGAGUCGUGGAGAAAUUCUAUAAUGGCGUUUCUGAAGCGACUAAGAGACUGCUUGACUCCACAGUAGGAGGCAACAUGAUGAAGACCAGUACUUACACCGAGCCAGGCUUUGGGGGCGUUACUGCUGCCCCUAAAGGUAUUCAUACGGUAGAUUCUAGUGUAUCUUUAGCCGCCCAGGUCGAAUCCUUGACAAAGAUGGUUAAGGACAUUCAGGUUAAGAUUAGCUCUAAGUGUGAGGUGUGUAGAGGUGGGCAUGAGACGAUAGAUUGCCCGGUAGGAUCUGAGGACGAGUUGAGUUUUGUUCAAAACCAGGGAUGGGGCCAGAGUUACAACUCUGGAUGGCAGCAACGCCAAACCUCGAACUGGCGAGGCGGGAAUCCCCCUGGAUUCCAACCACGUCGGAGUCUCUUUCAGACCCAUGCUGAUGGGCAAAGUAGUGGAGAGCCUAAGUCUGAGCUGAGUGAGUUUUUAAAGAGGAACGAGGAGAGCCAGAGUAGGACGAAUAAACUCCUAGAGUCGAUAGUGAUGCAGGGUGAGGCUAGACAUCAGGAGCAGCUUAAGAAAAACCAGAAGUUUGAGUUGAUGUUUAGGAAUCAGGGGUCCACCAUACAGAGUCUAGAGACGACCCUAGGAGAGAUGGCUAGUAAGAUGACUGAGAGGCCCGCAGGUUCAUUCCCUAGCCCCACCCAGCUUAACCCUAAUGCCCAGUUACAUGCCGUGUUCACAUGUAGUGGUAGGAGCACAGGAGUUGUUGAUGAGGGGUUUGAGAUAGAGAAGUUGAUAGAACCUGAGAGGGUUGUUGAGAAAGAGAUAGAAAUGGAAAAGGUAGUUGAGAAGGUAGUUGAACCAGAGGAGAAGAAAGUAGAAGAACCGGUUGAAGUGUAUGAGCCCAUUCCUCCAUACCCUAUGAGACUUUUGAAUAAGGAGCAAAUUGCUCAGUAUAAUGGGUUUUUGGAGAUGAUCAAAAAGCUCCACGUAGACAUUCCCUUCCUUGAGGCUUUGGCUAAAAUGCCUAACUUUGCUAAGUUUCUCAAGGGACUCUUGCUCAAUAAGAAGAAAAUUGAGGAUCUUUUAAUUAUUACAUUGAGUGAGGAAUGUUCUGCGGUGAUCUCAAACAAACUUCCCACAAAGAUGCCAGAUCCAGGAAGUUUCACCAUUCCUUGUGAGAUAGAGGGUUAUGAGUUUAGGACUGCUUUGGCCGACCUAGGAGCUAGUAUAAAUGUGAUGCCGUAUUCUAUGUUUAAGAAGCUUAAGCUAGGAUAG